CAGACAGAGAGGCACGUAGAGUCAGAGAGAAGAGGAUCUGAACAUCUGAGGACUACAUGAGCUGGUCAGCUGGACUCUGAAGGAGCAGAAUCUCAGACAGAAGAGAGACGAGACAGGUAGACCUAUCUGAGACACCUGCUGGAGCUCUGAGACCAUGGACAUCCUAGAGACAGACGCCUACGACAGGCGGCAGAGGAGAAACAUGUCCUGUACUCUCUUCUUCUCCCUCCUGCCUUUCUUCUUGUCUGCAGCUUUGUACAUCUACACGUGGACCCCUGACGCCCCCUCGUCCAUCACAUCUGCAGGAACCAAAGCAGCCCCCGCGCUGCUGCUGGCCGCAGUCGUGCUGAGCUGGAACGGAGGUCAGAGCGUACUGGGUGUGGUGGGAGGACUGGUCUUCUCUGCUGUGGGGGACUGCUGCCUGGUGUGGCCCGAGCUCUUCCUGCACGGAAUGGGAGCCUUCGCCGUGGCUCAUCUCCUCUACUCCCUCACCUUCCUCUCCAGCCGUUACUCACCAGAGUCCUCCUCCACGUGUAACCGCUUCCUCUACCUGGUCUUGCUCCUGAUGGGAGGAGGUUUCUACAUCUACCUGUACCCCUUCCUGCAGAAAGCCCCCCAGUCGGACCUCAUCAUCCCUGGAGUCGGGGUCUACAUCCUCCUCAUCAGUCUGAUGGGGAUGUUAGCCAUCAGAUCCCGCCAAACAGCCACCGUGUUGGGGAGUCUGAGCUUCAUGAUAUCUGAUCUGUCGCUGAGUCUGCAGGUUUUUAAGGUGAUUCCACCAGUGGAUUAUGGUCACAUCGUCGUCAUGGUGACGUAUUAUUUGGCACAGCUGCUUAUCGCUGUCGGGGAUGUAAAGGCAGCGAGGAACAAGGACGAGUUUGCAAAAUGGAAGAGGUCCUAAACUGGAUCCCUGUGGCAUCCCUAAAGUCUGAAAUAUCUCUCUCAGACCAACAACAAAACUACCCAAGAUUCCUGUAGUGUGUUGAUAUGGACCAAUCAAAUAAAGGAACAGAGGAUUAAGAGAGGAUGUUUCUUUUCUGGUCAGUAUUGAUGACUACAGGAUGAGUUUAAAGGCUGUUAACACGAAUUAUUUAGUUCCAUUUCUAUCUGAUACGACUCAGUGAUGAAAUCAGUCUGAAUUCUGGUUACCUCCAAACUUCACUAACACAUUUUAGCAGUGGUUCUGGUCUAGCCUCAGGACUGACCGUCACCUCUGAAAUGAGGGCCACAUUUCUGAAAACAUUCAGCCACUCCAGUUUAUUUGAUCUUUUUUUUUUUUUUCAUUUUUAGGCACACAUUCAUGACCCAGUGAAAACAGCUCCAGGACCCUCUUUUGGGUCCAGACCCACUGAUUUAAAAUGAUACAGUCUCAAUAUAUCGUAAUGAUCGAGAAUACUGAAGACUACCAAAGCUUGAAGAAAGAAAGACUGCAUCUAUCUCAUGGGACGGUGUGUAGGAGAGAAAUAAAUUCACCUAAAAAUGCAAACUUCUGCACAGUUUCAACAAAUAUGUUGGCAAUGUCAAACAUUUCCAACUUAAUUGUGCUCUUUCUGCAGCUCGAAUUGUGCAGGAGUUUGUUUGAUUAAAAACAAAAACAUUACCUUAUAUCAGGAG
Molecule: messenger RNA, 1614 nt
Organism: Cheilinus undulatus (humphead wrasse)
Lineage: Eukaryota; Metazoa; Chordata; Actinopteri; Labriformes; Labridae
Gene: tmem86b
Product: transmembrane protein 86B
Exons: 3
Coding region: 155-901 (248 amino acids)
Cellular component (GO): membrane
Source: RefSeq, a predicted model, not a curated record